AUGGAGCGAGAGCUGCUCUCCCAGUUCCAACGUUUGCCUGGUUUGCCUUCCUCGUUGGUGGGCCUGGAGACCGUCCUAGACAUGGAUGACACGAUCGAAUUCGAAGAUAUCAUGAAUCUUGAGGCAAAUUCUGCCAUGUCUCGCUUCACUGGUCCCAACAGGGGGUUGCACGACAUCAUGGAGCAGCGACUGCACAUGCGCUUCUGA
Molecule: messenger RNA, 207 nt
Organism: Cladocopium goreaui
Lineage: Eukaryota; Dinophyceae; Suessiales; Symbiodiniaceae
Source: the annotation of a GenBank genome assembly